Messenger RNA from Homalodisca vitripennis (glassy-winged sharpshooter), 298 nucleotides. Its product is annotated as AT-rich interactive domain-containing protein 2-like. The transcript has 2 exons. NCBI's taxonomy places the organism in Eukaryota, Metazoa, Arthropoda, Insecta, Hemiptera, Cicadellidae. Gene Ontology annotation, molecular function: DNA binding. The record is from RefSeq and is a predicted model, not a curated record. The coding region runs from base 11 to 283 and encodes 90 amino acids. Gene Ontology annotation, cellular component: SWI/SNF superfamily-type complex.
ACACAUAAUUAUGUAUAACAUGGUUAACAGGUUCGCAAUGAGUGGGAUCACUGUGUUGGAGAAACUUCAGAGUUCCCAAGAUUGUGUCAACAGCUCUGUGGCUCUUAAACAAAUAUAUCUGAUGUAUCUUGACCGUUAUGAAAAAGUUCACUACUUGGGAGAAGUGGGAGAAAGAGCUAAUGAUGAUGACGAAGAUAAUCGUCACCGUCGCUGGUCUGCAAGAGCUCUGCACUCCGUUCCUCUAACCUAUAACUACAGUCAACACAUUGUUAAUGGUGAGUAAAUCUGUUUAUGCUUA